AGCCCCGGCAUCAGAGAGUGGAGUGGAAACAGGAAGAGGAGGAGGAGAGGGGAAGAAAGGAGACAGAGGAGAGAGGAUCGGGUGAGACAAGGUGGCGAGGAGUGAAAGAGAGGAAAAGGGGAGCAGUGGGGCGUGUGGACCAAACAGAACAAAGCCAAUAAAAGAGCUAGUGGAGGCUGAGCAUGUCUAUUUAAAGGGAUCCUGGACUGCACAGGCCUGCUGUCUUGCUAUUCCUGACUGACAGAAUCAUCGAAUUUAGACCAGAGUCUGUCUCCCCCUUUUCUCUCAGUACUCAUUGCAAGGUGUGAAGUGGAGUGCCCUGACAAACACAGGCCAAGACUGGCUGCAUGUAUCACCCAGCAGAGCUGUACUCUGGCCGUAACACAUGGGGCUCCUAUCCAGCUGGAGGACCUAACAGAGGACAAUGGGCUCCGGUAAACAGUCGCCCCUGGAGCCACACACAAAGAUGCCAAGAAGGGCGCAAUCAGUCACAUCAUCCACCAUCAAGUCGUCUUUAUAAUAGGGGGGAGAGAACAGUCAACCAUGUCCAGGACAAGGGUAUCUCGAAGGGGCACAGACAGCCUCUACGCCUCUGGGAUGGUAAAGAGCGACAGUUUGAUGCCCAGAACUGGCAUCACAACUCCACACGCUCAUUCCACAACCGUGCUGGCACAAACAAUGGUUAUCUUACAGGACAAGGAGAGCGCUACGGAAACUGGGACAACAAUGUUAGCAACUCUGUGCAUUUGGGUCCUCGCCUGCAUCGCAACAACAGAGAACUCCAGUCCCCACCAGAGAGAUGGGCCCCCUCAGACUGCCACAGGAGCUUUCCAGACAGAAUGAUAAACUACAAACCAGGACCCUGGAAACGGCCAGCCCCCCACCAGCGCCGAGACCUACUACACCAGCACAGUCCACCUCCACAGCACCCUUUAUCCCCUAGAGAAGAGUUUCCAGCCAAGAGGAGAAGGGACUCUGGCCCUGACCAGCCAUCUCAUCCAGGAUCAAGGCAUUUACCUUUACUUGUCCGUGCCCCAUCACCACCUCGCCACCACCGCUGCAACCAAGAAGAUUGGAAGCCUCUUAAAGACAGGGGGGGUCCUUACCACCUCUCUGACCACAGGACCUCAACAACACAGCAACAGGAAACCUCUAAACUGCGAGCUGGAGGACAUGGGUUCAGUAACAGUAACCUAGCAGCUCUAAACCAGAGUUGUGGCAGCAGACCACCACAUCACGGAAGCAGAGGGAAGGCCGACCGGAAAAUUUCGUCUUCACCAGCAGACCACACCCGUGUGCCUUACAGCCACCAAAACCAUAAUUACCACUAUCAACGGCACACAGGCCACCCCAGAGCCCUACAGCACAACCCACCACUACACCCUCUUGAGGAAAAGGACUCACGGAGCCAUCACCACAAACAAAGCACAGAACCUCAGCGCACUCAUCAAAGAGGCAAUUCAAGGGAUCCAGCCCUCUCCAAGUCUUCUGGUGUAGACUCUCCUCCCUAUUCAUCCCUCCUCUGCAGUCCUAAAGAUGGAAGUUCUACUGCCAGCAGUCCACGUGCUCCAUGCAGUCCAUCUUCAUACACGGUGCCCAGUGGCAGAAAAGAUCCAUCAAUCAUUCAUCAGUGUAGUCCUGGCCUCAGCGGACAGCAGAAACUCCAGGGAAGCCCUAAUCACGCCCCAAGACCUAGCCUGACAUCUACUACGUCUCUUACAUCUCACGCUGGUCCAAAAUCCAAGUUUUCAGACGUCAAAUACAGAAAGGCCUCGCAGACCCUCUGCUCACAACAGUCCCCCCACAGCAGAUCAAGAGGAAAUAAGCCUGAGAAGGAGCUGGAGGAACACAAAAAACCUGAUAAGUUGGUGAAAAAGGAGAGAAAGUGUGAAGAAACAAAAAGGCGGAAGAAAAAAGAGGAAAAAAGGUUGGCCGAGAAAAAAAAGAAGAGGGAUAAAGCAGCAAAGAAGGAAAGAAAGUUAGGUUUGAAAACUCAAGUCACAGAAAAGGAAAUGUUUACUUCCAUCUCUACUUCCAAAUCUUCAGGAGAGGCCAAAAUAAGUAAAAAGGAGACUACAACUCUGUAUCCAGAGAAUCAAGGCCCGUCACCACCCAAACACAAGCACAGGGUGAGGAGUGAACGAGCAGAGAAGACACACAGGCCAUCCACAAAUACUCCUCAUCCCAGCUGCACUUCACCACAGCCAUCCUCAAAAUCUAAAAAUCACAAAAUGCCCAAGAAGAACAGGAGUCCAACUAAGCUCCCUGUCAAGGAUCAACUAAUACAGUUUCUUCCCAGGAGCACCAGCCCCAGCCAGACCAGAACCGGACCAAAAGCAAAGACUGAUGAUACACUCCCCUCCCUUUUAUUUAAAGCAUUAGCACCUCUCAGUACAGCAUGUUCUAUUAGCUUAGAGCAACCCAUCCAUGGCAAAGAAGGUGGGCAGGGAGGGGUUCUCAACGCCCCAGACCUACAGCCUGUGGCUGUGAUGGGAAGUUUGAGGGAAAUGGGAGACAACCUUGCGAAUACUCCUCCUGUUCUCAGCUGGCAGGGCUCUCCUGUAUCAGCUCUGGGAGAAGAUGAGGAGGAGCUAGAAAAGGGAGUGAUAAGUAGACCUGUCCUCCAGCCCAGCCCCACCCAGUGCUUUUCUCCUCCUCCUGUCGACAGUGAGAGCAUUGAUGAUAUGAAUAAGGAGCCUUUUGAAGGUACACUGGCUGAUUAUUCCCACAAUGGCAUGUCUGAACUCUCUGAUCUACCUUGUACAACUGAACAGGUUGCUGAGGAAGAAAAAGAAGAAGAGGUGGACAGCAGCGGGGAAACUUCUGGCUCUCUUCUUCGUGAGCUUCGCCACCAUAAAACAGGUUUGGAUGAUGUCUUCAAGAGCCUGGCCACCUUUCUCGGAGGCCAGAGGGUGACAUGUCGAGGCGGUCCAUUUGGGGGGCCUCCUCCUGGCACCACUAGAGGAGUGAAGUACUCCUCUUCUCUUGCACUGGGGCCAGAAAUCCACUGUCAUGAGGAUCAGGAUUUCUCCCCCAAAUCAGAUCCCACAGCAUCCUCCAAACCCGGUAAUCAAUCACCUACUCACACUACCUCAGACACACUUCUGAAAUCCCACAGUCUGGACACCCUGGUGCAGGAGAAGCAGGAAGAAAUUGAGAAUGACAUUAAAGAGAAACAAGAAGGUAAGGCCAUGGAGAUCCUCACUGAGAGAACAGAGUCAUCUCUUUUGGACGGGUCACUGAGUGCAAAGCUAAGACUGACCACAACACAUACAGCCUCUUUCACCAGCCUCAUUACUGUCUCUACCAAGGAAGAGAGAGGAAACGGCAAAGAGAAAGAACGCAUAGGCACAAACAGAAAAAGGAAACAAAAGGCUAAGGAUGGUGGAAGAGAAGGAGAAAUCAAGAUUAAGAUAAAGACAGAAGAAAGCAGUGUCAUCUGUCCUAAAAACAAAGCAAAAGAAAUAAGAGAUUUGGAAAAAAGGGAUGUUUCAUCCUCAGUGCUCGUCAUCUCCAGAAAGCCAGCCAGACCUCUCAAAGAUAUUACUAAAGGCCAGAGUCCUCAGGAAAAUCGAACCCCACAUGGCAAAGACAUCCAGAGAGAAAAAGUGGACACUGGGAAUGCUGAGGUAAAGAUAAUAACAGAGAAAAAGGAAGACAUUGGUGUGUUAGAACAUAAGAUAUCCUCAGCAGACGGAAACACAAAUACCAAGACCUCAAGCUCAGCGUCAACUUUAACAAUCAAUACAUCCAAAUUGUGUGUGUCCACACCAGCAAGUAAACCUCCCUGCUCAUUAGCUCCAGUUGACCCAUUGAAACUGAAAGCGCUGUCCAUGGGUUUGUCUAAGGAGCUAAAGAUCCUCUUGAUUAAAGUGGAGAGUGCUGGAAGACAUACAUUCAACAUUUCAGAGGUGGAGGAGCAAAGAAUCCCACUUUCCAAGAUCGGCAUCAAAAACACGGCCACUGAAGUGAUCAAAGCUUGCAAGGGGACAAGGGUGAAGGGGCAAUUCAAGGAGUCGUACCUGCUUCCCGCCUUCUCUGUUAAACCUAACAUUGCCAUUGAGACCCCCAUUCCUCGAGAAAGGCUUAACCCUCCUACACCAAGCAUCUAUUUGGAGAGCAAGAGGGACGCCUUUUCUCCAGUUCUGCUUCAGUUCUGUACUGAUCCCAAAAACGCUGUUACUGUCAUCAGAGGCCUUGCUGGGUCCCUCCGCCUUAACCUUGGUCUGUUCUCCACCAAGUCACUGGUGGAGGCCAAUGCGGAGCACGCGGUGGAAGUGAGGACUCAGGUCCAGCAGCCCGCUGAUGAGAACUGGGAUCCCAGUGGUUCAGCACAGGCGUGGCCCUGUGAAAGCAGCCGCUCACACACCACCAUUGCCAAAUACGCCCAGUACCAGGCCUCCAGCUUCCAGGAGAGCCUGCAGGAGGAGAAGGAGAGUGAGAAUGAAGAGGAAGGAGAGCAGGCCUCAGACUCAUCAGCCGCCACAAAAGCUGGUCUGACACUAGCCAACAGUAAAGGCAGUCCUACCUCGACUGCCAUUAAAGCCAAUUCUGCUCCUGUCUUCAGCAAAGCCCAACCUGUUAAUGCCACCAGCACACCCAGCUCAGAGCAGAAAACAGCUGGAAAGAUCAUUAAAUUUGGCACCAAUAUUGAUCUCUCUGAUCCUAAAAGGUGGAAGCCUCAGCUGCAGGAGCUGCUCAAGCUGCCAGCUUUCAUGCGUGUGGAAUCCAGCAACAACAUGCUCAGUCAUGUCGGUCACACCAUCCUGGGCAUGAACACUGUCCAGCUCUACAUGAAGGUGCCAGGCAGUCGCACGCCAGGUCAUCAAGAGAACAACAAUUUCUGCUCCGUCAACAUCAAUAUCGGACCUGGUGACUGUGAGUGGUUUGCUGUCCACGAGCACUACUGGGAGGCAAUUAACAAAUUCUGUGAGAAGCAUGGAGUAGAUUACCUUACAGGGUCCUGGUGGCCAGUCCUGGAAGACCUCUACAGCUCCAACAUUCCUGUAUAUCGCUUCAUUCAGAGGCCGGGAGACCUGGUGUGGAUUAAUGCAGGGACUGUACACUGGGUCCAGGCGGUGGGCUGGUGCAACAACAUCGCCUGGAAUGUGGGACCACUCAACUCGUACCAAUAUCAACUCGCCCUGGAGCGCUUUGAGUGGAACGAGGUGAAGAAGGUUAAGUCAAUCGUUCCCAUGAUCCACGUUUCCUGGAAUGUGGCUCGCACCAUCAAGAUCAGCGACCAGGAUACCUUCAAGAUGAUCAAACACUGCCUGAUGCAGUCCAUCAAGCACAUCCAGAUUCUGAGAGACCAGCUGGUUGCUGCAGGGAAGAAGAUCUGUUACCAGAGUCGUGUGAAGGACGAGCCAGCCUACUACUGCAAUGAGUGCGACGUGGAGGUGUUCGACCUGCUGUUUGUGACCAGUGAGAACAGCAGUAAGAAGUGCUACGUGGUGCACUGUGAGGACUGUGCCCGAGCUAAGAGCACAACGCUGGCAGGAGUAGUGGUGCUGGAACAGUAUCGGAUAGAGGAGCUGAUGAAAACCUACGACAGCUUCAUGCUGGCUCCAUCACCCUUGUCAAAGUGAGGACUCCUCCCUGGUGUCUUUCAGCCAUAACCAAAACUCUAAUGGCAGCACAAAUGUUGUCUUCAAGGCAAUCUAUUCCUGAAAAACACUCUGAAUCAGCUAAUCACGUUUACUCAGUAUUGUUUACAUCACACAAUAAGGUAUGGAUACUCAACCAAUCCAACUAUAGCUCACUGUCUUCCCCAUACCAGCUGCUGAUUGGACGUGUGUUUUGAAAUAGAAUGACUAGACUGGUACUUCUCAUGAAAAGCAUUUCAGAUGUGUACAAAAAAAAUAAAUAAAUGUGAGCACUGCUAGCACUGAAAAUCAGGUUAUAUGUUCAACGGACACUGCUGUGAUUCAAAAGCGUCAAGUAGCCGGUUCUGUGUAUUAAUUCAGGUACUUUUAUGCAAAUUCAGUAGAACUUUUUUACACCAAUCUAGUUAUUCUAUAUGUCCAUGAAUUUGCUGUGAUUCUGUUGUACCAGCAGGGGAAUGGCUUCACAGGAGAAGUAGCUGAUUGUCACAUUUGGCAUCGUAUUUGGUACUGUUUUUGUUUGGUAUUCAGGUGAACUCUGACAUUUGUAAUUCCUGUCUGUAUACUUUUUGAGGUGCUAUUCCAAUCUUAUUUAUUCUCAUUAGAUACUUAAAAAGUUUUACCAGCCUAGAAGUACACCACAUUGGCCUUGCGAACUGUAUUUAGAGGAGAGGUAAUUAGAGGAUUAAACACAUACAAAUAAGGUUUUAUGUAAGUAUUAAAAAAACUAAUCAAAAACUUUUAUCAGUUUCUCUAAAAUACGGGUUUACUAGAGGACUAAUAUGGCUUCAUCCUUAGUUAGAAAUCAAGUAUAUAGAUGGAAAAUUAGUUUUUUUUGUUUUGCUUGUUUUUUUUCACAAGUCUAGCUAAAUAGUUGUUGGUGUGGUUUCUUUGAUACACCCAGAAAACAGAUAGUAAAUAGUUUUGUUUUUAUUUUUGGAAUGGGAAAAUCCCAGUUUUAUACCUCUUUUGUUGUUAUGUUUGUGUUUCUCGAUGGCAGAGAAAAGACUUAAUUGUAAAUUGUGAAUGAAUUUAUGAGAUACACGGUGGUGUGCAUAGACGGGGUACAGAGAAGGGGAAGUUACCAUUGAUGUUUGUUUCAAUGAAGUUCCCGUUACAGUCUGAAAAAAGUAAUAUGCCCAAAGAGACACACAAUCAUAAUCUUUAUAAUGCAAAAGCCAAUGAGGGCAAACAGAUGACCAGACCGAAAGGCACCGCUGUGUUUUUAUUUUGCCCCAAACAUCCGUCCUGAUGAGGUUCAGCUCCAUGCACUGCCAGGGGGUUUAAUAUACUGUGUUUCCAGUUUAACAUGUUGAAGAGCACAUGAAUUGAGACAUGACAAGAAAGGCCCAGUCUUCAUUUAAAAACAAAAAACAAAAGCAUUUAGACAGUCCUUCAAAAUAAAUGGUCUCAUUUUGUUGAGGCUACAUAGUCCAACCUUUGGCUUUAAAUGUUGUCAUAAUGCAAGGAUGACAAACUGUAUACAGCUUCAAAGUAGAGGACUGGAUUUCUGAGGCAGAUACUGAUAUUGUUAUUUGAGAGUUUAAAGAAAUCCGAUACCAAUAAACCAACCAUUUUUCUUUUUUUUUUUUUUUUUUUCAAAAAAUGAAUAACAAAAGCAAUCUUGAUAUGGAUCAUUUACAUUAUUUUUUUUUAAAGAAUAAUUGUGACCGAGAUACAUACAUACAUUUUACAGUGUAAAAAUCUACUUGUCAGCGCUCUCUGGUGGACAAACUAUGUAAUGGAGACACUGCAUUCUAAAUGACCUCAAACCUUGUUUGGCAUUUCUGUACUGCAACUUCUUCUUACUUAUUGGCCAAUGUACACAUGAUACCUGCAAUAAGCUAAUAUCGGCCUGGCUGUUAUCGGUCUAGCUCUGCUUCAAAAGCUUUGAUUUCUACUUAAAAUCUGAUAAUAACUUACUACACUGGACUUUAUUCACAUGCAAUGAUUUGGUUGCAUAUGUUAGACCUAUUUUUUACCAUUUAAAUGGAUGUUCAGCAUUACUGCUCUAUAAUCAUUCUAAUAAAAUCCUCACUAAUGACAACUUUCAGAUCUUACCCCGGCCCUCAUCAGUCUGUGCACACCAUUAAAUGUACAUAAUGUAUCUGUUUUCAGGUUUAGAUAACUUAUGUAGUUUUGUUCUCAAUCAAAAAUCUAAUUUGUAUAUGGUCAAAUUUGUCCACCUCAGUCACCUUGUUUUUGUUGUUGCUGUAUUAUAAUACACCCUAAAAAAUAUCCUGUUUCACUCUAGUUAAAAUUACUGCAAUGGGAAUUUCUUCCCACUUUUAUACCUCUUUUUGUUGUCAGUUUCUGUUUUUUGGAUUGCAGAGAAAAUGGAAAAUUGUAAAUUGUGACAUUAUUUAUACUGUACAUGGUUGUUUUCUUAUAUAUUUAUUGCAUAUCAAAGGGUACUUCACUUGAUAAGGGGCUACAAGGUAUUUUAAAUGUAGUAUGGUCAUUAUGUGUGGAUAGGGGAAGUGCAAUCAGGGGGCGGUUUAAUUUCCAUGGUGCUAGACCCCUCCUUGCCUCUAUGCCCCCUCAUUAAACAGCAUAUAAUGAUGUAUGAACAUGAGUCAGUGAUAAAACUCAAACCAACCGGUUGGUGCUUAGAACCAUUUCAAUAUGAUUACUGGUAACAAGAAUGGAAUGAUGUCUUUGUACUGUAUCUAACAGAUAAAUACAAGAUCUUUUAAAACUUUUUUCCCAUUGUAUUAAAUUCAUAAUCUUGUGAGGCAUUAGUGGUUUUAUGAUGAGCAUUAGCAGUAGUUGUAAUUCCUAACACUUUUGCAGAGACUUUUAGGGAUGUGACUUUUAAUGACGUCGAGGUUUCGUUUUCUCGUGUCUCGUAUCCUCAUUAUUAGUAUUAUUUGAAGGAUGUAAUAAUGCUCUUUUUCCUCUUGACUUGUUUGAUUUAUGCUGCACUAUUGUUUCAAAAAGAACUCACAUAGAAGAAAACCUGAGCCAGACCUGUCUUAAAUCCCUCUGUGAUUUUUCUGUGACAUAUUGUAUUGUUGUUCAAGAAAAUAAAAUGUUUUGAUAAAUUAUUCAACAA
Siniperca chuatsi (mandarin fish) is the source of this 8658-nucleotide messenger RNA. RefSeq names its product lysine (K)-specific demethylase 6B, b (gene kdm6bb). The record is from RefSeq and is a predicted model, not a curated record. Gene Ontology annotation, molecular function: RNA polymerase II cis-regulatory region sequence-specific DNA binding; chromatin DNA binding; histone H3K27me2/H3K27me3 demethylase activity. Gene Ontology annotation, biological process: heart development; regulation of gene expression. Gene Ontology annotation, cellular component: MLL3/4 complex. Bases 348 to 5588 code for a protein of 1746 amino acids. Lineage: Eukaryota; Metazoa; Chordata; Actinopteri; Centrarchiformes; Sinipercidae. The transcript is spliced from 22 exons.